This is a messenger RNA of Rotaria sp. Silwood2, 249 nucleotides long. NCBI's taxonomy places the organism in Eukaryota, Metazoa, Rotifera, Eurotatoria, Philodinida, Philodinidae. The record is from the annotation of a GenBank genome assembly.
AUGGUUUACUUAUUAAGAAAGCGAUUAAAUCAAAAUGAAAUUUUUUCAUGGUCAUUACAAUUUAAAUCUGGACAAGAAUUAUUAUAUCAACUUCAUCGAAUUAACAUUCAAUGUCCAUCAACAACAUUUGAUCAAUAUGCACCAAUUAUUUGUCAAUUACAAUUUGAAGAUCCAUUAACUAUUGAUUUACCACACAAUUCAAAUUCAUCAUUUGAAUAUAUUAUAGAUGAAAAAUUAAAAUCAUUAUGA